Messenger RNA from Hippocampus zosterae (dwarf seahorse), 3256 nucleotides. It is a transcript of the gene camk2b2, whose product is annotated as calcium/calmodulin-dependent protein kinase type II subunit beta. Lineage: Eukaryota; Metazoa; Chordata; Actinopteri; Syngnathiformes; Syngnathidae. Gene Ontology annotation, biological process: protein phosphorylation. Bases 172 to 1812 code for a protein of 546 amino acids. Gene Ontology annotation, cellular component: cytoplasm; neuron projection. The record is from RefSeq and is a predicted model, not a curated record. Gene Ontology annotation, molecular function: calcium/calmodulin-dependent protein kinase activity; ATP binding; calmodulin binding. The transcript has 21 exons.
CUGACAAACCUCACAGAGUGCGCACGGGCGGGCGUGCAUGCGUAAACGCGCACGCGUUUCAAGGAAAACGCCAGUGGGCGGAGUCUUGCUCUCCAAGUCCUCUCCAGUCCGCUGCGACGCGCCGCUCGCUGACUUCAUUCGGAACCGGAGACAUCAGCUGAACAUCCCACCAUGGCCACCACCACCGCCACCACCACGUGCACGCGCUUCACCGACGAGUACCAGUUGUACGAGGAGCUGGGCAAGGGAGCCUUUUCAGUGGUGCGACGCUGCGUCAAAGUGUGCUCAGGGCAAGAAUAUGCCGCCAAGAUCAUCAACACCAAGAAGCUGUCAGCCAGAGAUCACCAGAAGCUGGAGCGGGAGGCUCGCAUCUGCCGGCUGCUCAAACACUCCAACAUUGUGCGUCUCCAUGACAGCAUCUCGGAGGAGGGCUUCCACUACCUCCUUUUUGAUCUGGUGACAGGGGGUGAGCUCUUUGAGGACAUCGUGGCGAGGGAGUACUACAGUGAAGCAGACGCCAGUGAUUGUAUCCAUCAGAUUCUAGACAGCGUGUCACACACACACCAACAUGACAUAGUGCACAGGGACCUCAAGCCUGAGAAUCUUCUGCUAGCCAGCAAGUGUAAAAACGCGGCUGUGAAGCUUGCUGACUUCGGCCUGGCCAUCGAGGUCCAAGGAGACCAGCAGGCCUGGUUCGGCUUUGCGGGGACGCCUGGCUAUUUGUCUCCGGAGGUUCUGAGGAAGGAAGCGUACGGGAAGCCGGUGGACAUCUGGGCGUGUGGCGUGAUCCUGUACAUCCUCCUGGUGGGUUACCCUCCUUUCUGGGACGAAGACCAGCACAAACUCUACCAGCAGAUCAAAGCAGGAGCCUAUGAUUUCCCGUCUCCGGAAUGGGACACGGUGACGCCCGAAGCCAAAAAUCUGAUCAACCAGAUGUUGACCAUCAAUCCGGCCAAGAGGAUCACUGCCCAGGAGGCCCUCAAGCACCCGUGGGUCUGCCAACGCUCCACGGUGGCGUCCAUGAUGCACCGGCAGGAGACGGUGGAAUGCUUGAAGAAGUUCAACGCCAGGAGGAAGCUGAAGGGCGCCAUCUUGACCACCAUGCUUGUCUCCAGGAACUUCUCGGUUGGCCGUCAGACCACGGCUCCGGCGUCGGUUAGCAACCUGCCAGCAAGUGGCGCCGGCAUCGUAGAACAAGCCAAGAGCCUCCUCAACAAGAAGGCCGACGCCAAGAGCAACAGCAGCAGCAGCAGCAGGAACAACAACAACAACACAAACAAAGUCACCAACUCGGUUACAUCUGCUGCACUGGAGCCUCAGACUACCGUAAUCCAUAAUCCGGUAGAUGGGAUCAAGGAAUCGUCAGACAGCAGUAACACAACAAUCGAGGAUGAAGAUGUGAAAGCUCGCAAGCAGGAGAUCAUCAAGAUGACGGAGCAGCUCAUCGAAGCCGUCAACAACGGCGACUUCGAAGCCUACGCAAAGAUUUGCGAUCCUGGCCUGACAUCCUUCGAGCCCGAGGGCCUCGGCAACCUGGUGGAGGGGAUGGACUUCCACCGCUUCUACUUUGACAACCUGCUGUCAAAGAACGUGAAGCCCAUCCACACGACCAUCCUCAACCCACACGUUCACAUGAUGGGCGAAGACGCAGCCUGCAUGGCGUAUAUCCGCCUGACGCAGUUUGUGGACGCCGGCGGUCGCCCGCGCUCCAGCCAAUCGGAGGAGACCAGGGUGUGGCAGCGCCGCGAUGGACGCUGGCACAACGUUCACUUCCACUGCUCCGGAGCGCACGCUGCACCCCUGGAGGCUUGAGUAUCACAUUUUGGAGAUGGGGAGUGGCGGGGUACCUCUGGAAUCACCUCUCGACACCCACCAGACUUCUUUCUCGGAUGGGACACUGCCGACUGACGAGCCGCCCCGGUCCCACCUCGCCACCCCCGCUUGUCUGUUUUGUUCCCGUCUCAGCCCCCCCCCCUCCCCCAACGGACUUGUUGAUGUUUACGCCUCUCUUUGGUGCUCUUGUGCAUUUACAUCCCCACGUAGACACCAUAUUGGAUGUGGAAAAGCGGAGCGAUCAGAAGGACUUGAAUUUACUCUAUGCGCUCAAACCUUCUCCCUAGAAUAUAACCUUCAAUUUGGAAUAGAACCUUCCCUCGGGACUACAUCUUGAUUUAUCUCUGACGAGAACCUUCUUUAGUGUAUGGAGCUUUUUCUCGGGACUCGAACAUUCUCUAGAGACGAUAGCCUUCUCUCAGAAAAGGAAACUCGCUUUAUAGGGACAAGGGGAUUCUUGAAGCUUCUCUUGUGACUACGACCUCCUCUUGGGACUAGAUGAUUCCCUUGGGACGAGUACUUUCUCUUGACACUCGUGCCUCACUCUAGAUUAAAACCUUCUCUCCAUCAUAGAACCUUUUUUUCGGUUGAAAACUUUCCCUUGUGAGGAGAGACGAGUACUUUCUCUCCGGACCUUCAUUUGGGACAUGACCAUUCUCUUGAGACCUUCUCUUGGGUUGAGAAAUUUAUCUCGGAGUAGAAUUUCUCAGAGGACGAGAACCUUCCCAUUUGGAUGAAAAUCUUCCAUCUGAACUGGAACCUUCUCUCAGGACAAGGAACUCCUCUUAGGACAAAAACCUUUCCUCAGAGGUAGACCAUUCUCUUGGGCCUUCAUACGUCCCCAGAGACUAAACCUUCUCUUGGGGCGAGAACAUGAUCUUGGGACUAAAACCAUCUCUCAUUGUUUAUUACCGUUAUAUACAGUAUGUGUAUAUAUAAUAUAUAUAUAUAUAUAUAUAUAUAAAAAACAUAAUCGGAAAUUAUUUAAAAUCAUCUGAUUAAAAGUGACAUACGAGUUCAGUCAACUGACUUGCAUGAGUUCACAAGCAGGUUUCCCACAUCCAAUAUGGCCGACACACUGACGUAUAGCCACUAUGGUGUUUCCUGUGACCAGCAUGGCUUCUCUUCCUGCACGGCUGCUGUGUGACGUCAUCAUCUCCUCUACACUUGUGUGGUGUUGUCAUCAUGACGACAGUUGGUGCGUGUGUGUGUGUGUGUGUGUGUGCGCGUGUGUGUGUGUGAGUGCUCACGCGUGAAUGAAAAUGAGUUGAAGUGUAUUAAGUCGAGGUUUUUCUGGGGCAAGUUGCAGCUGAUAAUUUUGUGUAGCUGAAGAACAAGACAGCAUUCAGAGAAUCCCUGUAAAAGUACGACAUCGACCACAAUGCUUCGCUGGCAUUGUUUGUAUUAAAAAAAAUACAUUUGA